UUCAGCGCGCGUCACCGCAGAGCUUCAUUAAAGGACCCAAACGCGCCGUCAUGGCACAAUAUUCAGGACCGAAGCUAUAUCGGAGUAUGAAAAUACUGUCUCCUGUUGAAACAAUGGCUACCAAUGAUCCUCUGCCUCCAGGGUGGGAGAUUAAAAUCGACCCUCAGACCGGAUGGCCGUUUUUUGUGGAUCACAACAAUCGCAUCACAACGUGGAACGACCCCCGGCACGACAGUAAACGGGGUACUCAGCUGUCCCCAAACGGCCCCUGUGCAUCUACAGAAUCAUCUCCUCAGGACAUGCACAAGGUUUUUUUUUCGGAGAUGAAACAGCCAUCCCUACGUCAAGGCUAUAUCCCUAUCCCAGUCACCCAUGAAAAUGUCGAACCCAGGCAGCAACAGUAUCCACCAUUUUCUUAUAUGUAUCCGGCAAACCAGCAAAACCUAAGAGCAGAUGGCCGGACUCCAUCCCCAACUCCCACACUGCACUGUCAAACAAGAUCUCCAGUACAGGCCACGCCAGAGGCCGAUUCACACUGCCUGUCAUGUUCACCUGCUUCACAUGGACCUGAGGUUCACCAUGUGCACCAUUCGCCACAGGGGACACAGUCUCAUACCAACUCGCAGCAUCAACCUUCCAGACCCAGCAGCACAGGCCUCCGGUCAGGCUAUAUUCCCAUUCCUGUCAUUCAUGAGGGGACCGGAGGUAGCCCACAAACCCAGAAUGUCCAUCCUAAGCGCUUAUGGCAAACAGAAUAUCAACCCUCCAUUCACAGUCGUCAACCAGAAGAAUGGAGUCCUGGCCCUGCGUUUUCCACAAGAGAAAAAGCCCCAACCUACCGCGAACAUGUGCCCAUCCAGCUUGAGCAGAAUCGCUCAGCUAGUCCUAGCUUACUCCCCAGUGUAAGGGCUCAGGAGCCAGUCAGAGCACAGGUCAUGAGUGAGAGGCCACAGGUCCAGCAGCAUGUUACGCAUACAGAGAUUCCUAGUAAAGUUGAUCAUCCUGUUGAACAUCGCACCAGCCUCCCCAUUGAGAUUCCUAUUCAGAGAGUGGCUGAACCACAACAGUCUGUACCACAUCCCAUAUUACCACUGACACAGCAUCCCAUACUGGAACCUGAACAGGAACUUAUACAGACCCCCAUACAACAGCCUGUGCUACAGUCUGAACAAGUGCCACCUCCAGUGCCAGAGACCGCUAAUUUAGGGUCCAUGCAGGUUCCAGCAGCACCAGAACCUCAGGAACCAUCAGCCCCACAACCAGAAGUUGAACUCGAGGAGAAGGUGGAGCCAAGCUCAAGUCACCCAGGACUGACAAAGGUACAGCAAAUAUUGGAGCGGGUGGAGAAACUGGCCCAGGAGGUGAAAGGUUUUUAUGGGAAAAAGAAUGAUAAAAGAUAUCUGAUACUGGAGGAAUUUUUGACCAAAGAAUUGUUGGCUCUGGACUCGGUUGAUCCAGAGGGACGUAUAGAUGUGCGUCAGGCCCGACGUGAUGGUGUCCGCAGAGUACAAACCAUUCUUGAGGAACUAGAGAUGCUGGGUGAGCAAUCAGAAGCACAGGUGAGCAUCAGCAGCACUGAAGCUGAGAAAGGAGAGCCUAGUUUGAUCAACCAGGCAGACAUGGAGAAGGCCAAGGAGAUAUCAUAACUGCAAACCAAAGCCCCCCUAGUAUGAAAGAGACAAUCACAUCUCCUCAGUCUGUUAUUGGUUGCAUGCACAAUUAAUUUAAUUGUUCUGUUGGCUGACAGUUAAUAUGUGAUUUGUUUGCUGAGUGCAGUUAUGUGUGCUGUUAAGUGAUGGCGCUCUUGUGGAAUUUUACUGUACAAGUGUCUUGUAGCAGGACCAUAGUGGUGACCUUGUGGUGGCUAAGUUUCAUCCUGAAACUCAGUCUCAAAUAAGAGGCCUUUACUCAAAUGAAUGUGCUUUAUUUUUGCUUCUACUUAGGACAAGUAUCCGAUGUUUGCCUUUUAGUCUUUUCCAUGUAUGAUGAAAAGCUUUUGAAAUUCCAAUAAGAAUACCCAUUGUUUCAUAGAAGGACACUGAUUUUGUUCAUUGAUUUUAUAACAGCGGUCAAAGAAAAAUUAUUUACAAGUGUAAAAAGGGUCAAGGUUACACAUGAAAAACAAACUCCUUAUAUAUCUAUUCUUACAUUUGGAAAACAAAAACUGAUCAGACUAUCCGUGUUUUGACUAUAAUGUUGUGAUCUUGAUACUUGUCAACAUCAGUAUUAAUGGUUGAAUGAUAUAGACAACAGUGUUAUAUUUCUAUUCUAUUUUUGUGCCAAAAUGAACAUUUUUACAUAUUUUCCAGUGGUAAAAAUGUCCUCCAUCUCCAUUAAAGUGUAUUCUCUACACAAAAUAUACAUGAAUAAUAAAAGACCUGAAAAGUAUACUGUGUAUCCCUUCUCAUGUGACUUCUGUGAUGCUUUAGAACUCUGCAAGCACGUAACGACUGCGAUAUAAAGUAGCAGUGUACUGUUACUAUUUGGUUGCAAAGUAAGUUGUGAUAUAUGUAUACUACCACAGAUUUAAAAAAAAAAAAAAAAAACAACAAUCAAAAUAACUGCAAUAAAAAUAGAGUGCUAUUUACUUAUAGUGCAGCUGUAUCAUUUUUACUUUGAAAGUACAUUCCACUGAAAAUAUAAAUGGUCUAAUAUAGUUGGAACUGAGGUUACAAUAUUAGACCACUUGUUUCAGAUGUGACUCAGGGUAAUUAUAGUAAAAUGUUACCAAGCUGAAGCCUAAAGUAUUUGUUGAUUUAGCACAUCAGUAUACCCCAUCCAUCAAUAAAAAGGACCACCACAGAACAGUUAGAAGGUACAGCUCAUGUUUUUCCAUGCACAAUUUCUCUUAAUCAUCCUGUAGGCCUUUUGCUGGCCUGUUCUCAAUCCACAGCAACACUGAGGUGCUCAAAAACUCCAGUGUUCAUGCCAAUGCUAAAUACAUCACCAUGUUAUUAUCACUGCUGAGAAUGG
Molecule: messenger RNA, 2973 nt
Organism: Ictalurus furcatus (blue catfish)
Lineage: Eukaryota; Metazoa; Chordata; Actinopteri; Siluriformes; Ictaluridae
Gene: bag3
Product: BCL2 associated athanogene 3
Exons: 4
Coding region: 51-1646 (531 amino acids)
Biological process (GO): muscle cell cellular homeostasis; negative regulation of striated muscle cell apoptotic process; protein stabilization
Cellular component (GO): nucleus; cytoplasm; membrane
Molecular function (GO): adenyl-nucleotide exchange factor activity; protein-folding chaperone binding
Source: RefSeq, a predicted model, not a curated record